Salvia splendens (bonfire salvia) is the source of this 315-nucleotide messenger RNA. RefSeq names its product radial spoke head 1 homolog. Bases 1 to 315 code for a protein of 104 amino acids. The record is from RefSeq and is a predicted model, not a curated record. NCBI's taxonomy places the organism in Eukaryota, Viridiplantae, Streptophyta, Magnoliopsida, Lamiales, Lamiaceae. The transcript has a single exon.
AUGCUUUGGUCGAUUGGUUCGAGGCAGAAGGCGGAUAAGAAGGCCAUUUACGGGUGUUAUGUUCAAGCAUACACCAAUGGGGAUGUCUAUGAGGGCGAGUUUCAUAAGGGGAAAUGUAAUGAUAGUGGGGUUUAUUACUAUUACAUGAGUGGGAGGUAUGAAGGUGAUUGGGUUGAUGGCAAGUAUAAUGGCCAUGGGGUUGAGACGUGGGCUCGGGGUAGCCGGUAUAGAGGGCAGUACCGGCAAGGCCUUAGGCAUGGUUUCAGAGUAUAUAGGUUUUACACUGGUGACGUACAUUCUCAACGGAGGGGGUGA